Messenger RNA from Stereum hirsutum FP-91666 SS1, 651 nucleotides. RefSeq lists its product as uncharacterized. The record is from RefSeq and is a predicted model, not a curated record. Lineage: Eukaryota; Fungi; Basidiomycota; Agaricomycetes; Russulales; Stereaceae. Bases 1 to 651 code for a protein of 216 amino acids. The transcript has 4 exons.
AUGGUCUAUGGGUAUCCCACUCCGAUCAAUGCUUUCAACGAUCGGGAAGCGCUGCUGGCGAGAAGACCAAGCAGUUAUUCCGAGGAGCACGCAUACAAAGAAAUGCACCAGACUCUGAUGAGCUACGUCAAGAAGUACUGGCCGGAGGUUUACGCUCAAAUUCCCCAGGACGGUCGACGCUACUGGCCUGAGAUCCUUAUGGACGAUAGCCCGGAUCCAGUGGACGAGGAUCUCGAGGUCAACACUCGAGGCGAAACCGGCUCAGGUCUUCUGUCCCCCGUGAACGAAGAUGACUCCGAUAGUGCAACUUCAAUCAUGGUUUGGGGAUAUCCCACUCCGCUCAAUGCUUUCAACGAUCUAGAUGCGCUGCUGCAGGAAAGACCAAGCAAUUACCCUGAGGAUAUCGCAUACGAUGAAAUGCACCAGGCUCUGAUGAGUUACGUCGAGGAAUACUGGCCGGACGUUUACGCCCAAAUCCCCAAGGAUGGCAAACGUUAUUGGCCCCGGAUAAUCAUGGACGACACCCCGGACGAGGACCUUGGUGUCAACUCUCGAGGCAAAACCGGCUCAGAUCCUCUGGAUCCCCUGGACGAAGAUGACUCUAGUAGUGCAAAUAGUGAAUCGAGCGGCGAUGUCGCUGUUCCUCCAUAG